ACAGGGCUACUUUGUUGCAUGGUGGUCGCCCUCUGGUACCGCUUGUAGGAAGGGGCGGCUCUCAGGAUGGGGCACGGAAUAAGGUAUCUCUUCUAGGGACUUCCUCAGUUGGUCCCAGCUUUGUUUACUUGUGGUUCUGCCGGGGGAGGACAGGUGAGAAAACUGCCUUCUGAGUCUCGGUAGCUCGCUUGUGUGUCACCUGUCCUCGGAGCUUCUCUGAGUUGGAAUGGGAACGGGCCUGGGGGUAUUCACAGAAAAAUAGCAGCCAGGUAUAUGUCACAAGGAAAACACGCAGAAGCAAGAGAACUAAUGUAUUCAGGGGCUUUGCUGUUCUUCAGUCAUAACCAGCAAAACAGUGCUGCUGAUCUGUCCAUGCUGGUUUUGGAGUCUUUGGAGAAAUCGGAUGCAAAAGUAGCAGAUGACCUUUUAGAAAACUUGGCUAAAUUGUUUAGUUUAAUGGAUCCAAAUUCUCCCGAAAGAGUGGCUUUCGUAUCCAGAGCACUAAAAUGGUCUAGCGGGGGAUCGGGAAAACUUGGACAUCCAAAACUACACCAGUUACUAGCAAUUACCCUGUGGAAAGAGCAAAACUAUAGUGAAUCUCGGUAUCACUUCUUGCACUCCACAGAUGGUGAAGGAUGUGCAAAUAUGCUAGUAGAAUACUCCUCGUCCAGGGGAUAUCGCAGUGAGGUGGACAUGUUUGUAGCACAAGCAGUACUACAAUUUCUCUGCUUAAAAAAUAAGACCAGCGCAUCAGUUGUUUUUACGACAUACACGCAGAAACAUCCUUCAAUAGAAAAGGGUCCGCCCUUUGUUCAACCACUGCUAAACUUCAUCUGGUUUCUGUUAUUGGCAGUUGAUGGAGGAAAACUAACAGUAUUUACAGUAUUGUGUGAACAGUAUCAACCUUCACUGAAAAGAGAUCCCAUGUAUAAUGAGUACCUAGAUAGAAUAGGACAGCUUUUCUUUGGUGUUCCGCCCAAGCAGACAUCGUCCUACGGAGGAUUACUAGGAAACCUUUUAAACAGUCUGAUGGGAACUGGAGAAGAUGAUGACACAGAAGAUGGUCAGGAAGAUAGCAGUCCUAUCGAGCUCGACUGAAUGUUGUUGUCAUUGGGUGCCGUGUAAAUCUGAUGAUUCGAUGACUCCAAAGACAGUUUUGGAAUUUGAAUCCUGCAGUUGUUUCUUGGCGCCUAAAAGGGCUCCUCCGGUCUUUUAGAAAUGGUUGCUGAAAUGUUUAUAAUGUUCGGUCUAUAUUAUUUAUGUAAAAAAAGAAAGAAACCAACAAAAAGUAGCCAAACGAAUGAAUCGGAGCAAUUGUUAGCAGGUUUCCGAUACAGCGGCUGGUGACUUUGAUUAAAAUAUAGUCUUCUAUGGUUUCUAAUGCAGUAUUCCCUUUUGCACAGUAAUUCAAUAAAGCAUAAAUAUGGGUCUUGUACUUCACGGCCUACCCAAUACCACCUUUGUUACGAGAAAGCCUCCUUGACCUCUGCCACCUCCAAGGAAGAUCUCGAAAGGGAGGGUGAUCAAUUGAAUAAUUUAUUUGCGAGGCUGGUGCCAAAAGUACUGCGAGAUGAGCCAAGCAGCAUAAUUUGAGAUGCACAUCCAAGAGACUGAUACCAAGAACUUGCUUCCACUGCCGUGAGUAACAUGCACGCCAUUCAUACUGCCUUUCACUCUCCUUAAGGUCUGGCUCGGGCCGAGCCCACGCGUGUGUUUAGCUGAUACUUCCUGAAAAGCACAAGAUUGAAUUGCUCUUGAGUAAAAGCUGAUCAGUGGAUCACAGGUAAUUGGCUUCCAUGUGGAUCUCUCUUGCCUAGGUAUAAAAAUUUGGCUCGUGGCUCUACUCCUUUGGAACAGAUUCUUUUCCAGUGCAAGUUCACAACCAUACGUAAAGGCAAGGGCGUUACAGUGAAUGAAAUGAUUUGCCGCGAGCAACGUAUGUGUUUGAACUGCAGCUGUAUGUAAAGAAAAGGGAUACUGCAGAACUUCUGGUUCUUUAUGAUAUAUUUAUUUUUCUUGGGUGAUUGAUUCAUUUAACACUUUCUGUAAAAAAGAAAAAAUCAAUAAAUAAUGAAGUAACUUCAACCCCAGCGGUAGGCAUAGCCGUUCUACAUCUCCUCCUCUAAUGCAGCGCAGCGGAUGUCAGUGGUACAGUGAACAGAUGAAAUGGUGGGGAAACGCUUUAUUUUUUCACGAUGAAAAUAAAAAGGCUUAGAUUAAUAAACAGCAAUCAUGCAUGGGGGAGGGAGGGAUUAAUAGAAAUUUAUUGACUGUAUGAAAAAGAAAAGGCAUUGAAAGGAAGACUGUGUUAAUUGUGAAGUCUCAAAUAAACACUUUAUACCAG
This is a messenger RNA of Aptenodytes forsteri (emperor penguin), 2344 nucleotides long. RefSeq names its product golgi to ER traffic protein 4 (gene GET4). NCBI's taxonomy places the organism in Eukaryota, Metazoa, Chordata, Aves, Sphenisciformes, Spheniscidae. Gene Ontology annotation, molecular function: protein binding. Gene Ontology annotation, biological process: protein insertion into ER membrane. Gene Ontology annotation, cellular component: cytosol; BAT3 complex. The transcript is spliced from 10 exons. The record is from RefSeq and is a predicted model, not a curated record. Bases 274 to 1098 code for a protein of 274 amino acids.